Molecule: messenger RNA, 1881 nt
Organism: Kickxella alabastrina
Lineage: Eukaryota; Fungi; Kickxellomycota; Kickxellomycetes; Kickxellales; Kickxellaceae
Product: protein-tyrosine phosphatase-like protein
Exons: 1
Coding region: 64-1650 (528 amino acids)
Biological process (GO): dephosphorylation
Molecular function (GO): phosphoprotein phosphatase activity
Source: RefSeq, a predicted model, not a curated record
AAUUGUCGGUAUUCCCCUGUUGUUCAUCCUUUUUAUUUUUUAUUUUUAUUCUCAACAAGCAAAAUGGAGGAAAUUCUGACACCCACGGACCUAAAUUCACAACUCGAAAGCGCAGCCGAGCUGCUUGGUCAGCAAAACGGAUUGAUAGAGGCACGCCAAACACAGCUAAAAGUGCCAACAACCGAUUCCCGAGUACUGGCGCACUACGAAGAGUCCAGUGGUAACGACAACAGCAGCGCCGAUCUGUAUGAAGAAAUUGGGUGCUACACAGGCAUCCACGCACGAGCUACCCCACCUGAAGACAUGCGCAAGGCAGCAAUCGGCAGUGCAUACACAGGAACUACUGCCAAAAUGCUCAGUGACCGUGUCAUGAACUUUCGUGACCUUGGUGUCAGCAUUAUCGAACUGGGGCUCAAACUGCAUAAUGACCGCUCUAGGGCUGAGUCUGAGGGUCCCCUGCCUGGCGUUGUCUUUCGCUCGGCCGAACUGGGGUCUGCCUGCGAAGAAGACGUCAAGACGCUUUUUUCGCGCUUUGGAAUCCGCACGAUCAUUGACUUGCGCUCGGAAAUCGAGGCGCAUGCUAGCGACAUCGUAAUUUACCACUACCCAGUGUCCAUCCAGCCCACCGUCGACCAGAGCCUGGAGAGGUUGAUGAAGUUGCUCACAUUUCAAGUGCACAGUGGAAACAGCGAGUCGGCUGACACGUCUCGCGAGACAACUGACGAGUCGCAAGACAUUUUACCACAAGGAAACGCUUUACAAUGCGCGCAGUCCUUUGGGCUUUCCAAUAAAGUUAUAUCUGCAAGUGGUACUGUCCCGGCAUUCUUGUGCUCCGGUCUCGCGCAGGCGGCCAUUUACUGGGGCAGCCAGGUAUUGCAGCUGCUGCGCUCGUAUUGGGGCCAGAAACCACUUAGUAGCGGCUCAGACGGGAGCAUCGCCGACGAACAAGAACCACUGCUCAAUCGUGCAGAUACCUCAGUGUUACAUAGUAGCGGUUCUGCAAGCUUGGACAGCUCGACCAGCGACAUGGUUGUCACGAACAAGUUUUACGGCAUUCGCCGGCGAUACCGCUGCAACGUCAUUGGCAACAACUACCGAAAUAUGUGCGUUUGGGCCAACACGCCAUGGGUGACACGCAUCAAGGUCAUCAUGCAUUUUGCCACGUUCAACAAAGCCGAAGCCAUCCGCACGAUCGGCCGCGAGGUCCUGACGCCGCGCGGCCUGGCUGGGUCAUACGAGGACUUUGUCGACUACUGCAAAGUUGAACUUGCCGCGGUGCUGCGCAUUUUUGCCGACCCUGCCGCAUAUCCCAUUCUGUUCCACUGCCAGCACGGCAAGGACCGGACUGGUAUUAUUGCCAUGCUGCUGCUGGGAAUCCUAGAUGUCAAUGACGAGAUCAUCGCUGCAGACUACGAGUUGACCCAGAACAACCUUUUGUCUGUGCGCGACCACAUGGUCACGUUUGAUAUGGGUGCUGUCGGCUUGCCGGAGUCCUUUUGCGACUCGCCUGCGCCUGCCAUUCUCAACCUCCUUAGGCACAUCCGCACCAACUACGGCUCGAUGCGCAAGUACCUGCUCUCUGCGGGCUUGCUAGAGCAAGAGAUAAAUUCAAUUGCGUGGUGUCUGCGCGGCAACUUUUUGACUGCCUGAUAUUGCCAUAGAUAUUCACCAUUAACUUAUAUAUCCAUAGAUGAUACCAAUGUGAAACAUUUUUGGCCUCACAUUUUUCAUAUGUCAUAAGAGGUGCAUAAUUGGCGUGGGGAGAAUCGGCAGCGGGAAGAAAGUGAGGGCGUUUGAAAAACAGUAUGCUAAAAAAGGAACAGGAUAUUUACAAAAUACUUCACUGCUAUAACAAUACGAAGCACUUGUGUAUAAAAAGAG